UUCCCAGCAGGGGAGGCGGGAAAAACAGCGAAAGCCUCGCCCACCGCCCUCCCCCAGCUUCGCCACUCCCAGGCUCCUCCGGACUCCACUCAUCCUUCUGGGAUUGUCUCGGAGGGGACACGCCGCGCAGACGCCAUGGAAGUGGUGCUGCUCUUCCUGUGUGGCCUGCUGGCCCCAGCGGUCCUGGCCAGUGCCGCUGAGCAGGAGAAAGAAAAGGACCCUUUUCAUUAUGACUACCAGACCCUGAGAAUUGGGGGACUGGUGUUUGCCGUGGUCCUCUUCUCGGUGGGGAUCCUGCUUAUCCUCAGUCGCCGAUGCAAGUGCAGUUUCAAUCAGAAGCCGCGCCACGGAGCCCCAGAAAGCAGAGAACUGAAGUGCAGCCCCCAGGUCUCAGGUGGAAGCCCCAAGGAGAACGAGGACCCAUUCUACUACGACUACGAGACCGUCCGCAAUGGGGGCCUGAUCUUCGCCGCCCUGGCCUUCAUCGUGGGGCUCGUCAUCAUCCUCAGCAAAAGAUUCCGCUGCGGGGCCAAGAAGCAGCACCGGCAAAUUCCUGAAGAUGGGCUCUGA
Molecule: messenger RNA, 570 nt
Organism: Budorcas taxicolor (takin)
Lineage: Eukaryota; Metazoa; Chordata; Mammalia; Artiodactyla; Bovidae
Product: FXYD domain-containing ion transport regulator 6-like
Exons: 10
Coding region: 136-570 (144 amino acids)
Biological process (GO): monoatomic ion transport; regulation of sodium ion transmembrane transporter activity
Cellular component (GO): membrane
Molecular function (GO): sodium channel regulator activity
Source: RefSeq, a predicted model, not a curated record